Scleropages formosus (Asian bonytongue) is the source of this 1653-nucleotide messenger RNA. RefSeq names its product ubiquitin-conjugating enzyme E2C (gene ube2c). Bases 434 to 1360 code for a protein of 308 amino acids. The transcript is spliced from 13 exons. Gene Ontology annotation, cellular component: nucleus. Lineage: Eukaryota; Metazoa; Chordata; Actinopteri; Osteoglossiformes; Osteoglossidae. The record is from RefSeq and is a predicted model, not a curated record. Gene Ontology annotation, molecular function: nucleosome binding; DNA binding.
GCUCCGAAUUUGACCUCAUAAUCAUGGCCGUCGCUCACGGACGUGAGGAAGUUAGGGCCGCCAUGAUGAAGCAGUUCUCGGAUUUGAUGCUUUUGACUUUGCGUGAAGUGGGACGUGCGUCCUGUUUUCGCUGUUUUGUACAAUUCCGAUCGAAUUAUAUUUAAUAUUUCUGAUAGUAUUUACACAGUGCAGCGUCUUUGUUACCAACGGUAGGCAGCGAAGCGACUGGCUCACUUUGAGCUGUAGAAUCUCAGUCUGAGUUUUGCACUUUCCUUUCGCUUAGGACUCAGGCUGACCUACCUACCUACGUCGUACCGUGAUAAUUAAUUUUGCCUCAGGAAAUCAUUCUUCGGUGUCGUGCACCACGUACGGAUAAGAAACUUCAAAACUCUUUGUUUUUGGUGAAAAGUUGAUUUUAAGCAGACUUAGUUUCAUGGGUGCUCACCGAAGCGAGGGCCGACGGGACUGGCUUCAGCAGGAUGCGCAGGAACAGCAGCUCUCCUAUAACCCCUGGAAUAUCAUGAUUAAGCACAGACAAGUGCAACGCAGGGGUCGGCGCUCACAGAUGAGCGUGAGUUACACAGACCCUGUGAUUUCCAUGGACCUUUUGCGAACUGUUCUGCAGCCAAACUUUAAUGAAGACAUAUUGGCUGUGUUCCGGAAGUACAUGAAGUUCUUUGAGAAAGCAGCUAGUAACGUGAAGGAGAACGUUGGUGAGGAGGUGCAAGCUGACCAGCUGAUCAGGGAGACCUGUCGCAACUGCCUGGAACAGGCAAAACUGCUGUUCUCUGAUGGUGAAAAAACAGUUGCAAGACCAGCUUUUGAACCUCCAGUCAAGCGUGCUCGCCACAUGGACGAUGACUCCAGCCAGAGAGGAAGUCCUGUUCCCCGGAAGAGAAAAGGUCGGCCCCCUGGGCCCGUCUCAUCGAAUGACCGAACAGCUUCCCACAGCAACCUGACCAAACCGAAAACAUCAGAGCCAAUAAAAAGAGAUGGUCCCAAGUGGGACCCUUCAAGGCUGUCUGAGAAGAGCACAUUUGUUCUGGGAUCAAGAGCAAAUAAAGCUCUGGGGAUGGGCGGAACCAGAGGGCGGAUUUAUAUCAAGCACGCGGACCUCUUCAAAUAUGCCGCUGAUCCGCAGGACAAGCACUGGCUGGCAGAAAGGCAACAUAUGAGGGCUACAGGUGGAAAAAUGGCAUACCUUCUGAUUGAAGAAGAUAUUCAGGAGCUGGCACGGAGUGAAGACUACAGGGACUGCCCAGAUGUCAGAAUGGAGGAGCUGAAGCCUUUCACUGUUCCACACUGGAUGAUCGAAAAGAUGCAAAAGGCAAUGGAAGCGCAGCGGUUUGAGAAGGAUUAGGAUGCAGCUACAAGGAAAGGAGAUAAGCUGAGAACCCCUAACCAUGUUAUCGAGGGGGAGGUGCAGUUGAGUCUUUACCAGCCAGUCUUCCACACAGCACUGUCAAAUGUCCCUGUGAAAGUCCUGAACAAGUGGCCAACUUAUAUACAUUAUGCCUGCACAGCAAACUGAAAUAUGUAUUUUUCCAUAUUUAAAUUUUAGGCACCUGUGGCACAUUGUAAUAUCUUACCAUGAAGUAUGUGCACAGUUUCUUUACCACAUCUGAGAAGUUAAAAAAAAAAAAAAAAAAAAGA